Mycosarcoma maydis (corn smut) is the source of this 2301-nucleotide messenger RNA. RefSeq lists its product as uncharacterized. Gene Ontology annotation, biological process: response to oxidative stress. The transcript has a single exon. Bases 1 to 2301 code for a protein of 766 amino acids. Gene Ontology annotation, cellular component: nucleus. Lineage: Eukaryota; Fungi; Basidiomycota; Ustilaginomycetes; Ustilaginales. The record is from RefSeq and is a predicted model, not a curated record.
AUGUCGUCGCGCGAUUCAUUGCGAUCGAGAGGUACAAGUUCGGUAUGUGGAUCGGAUUCCUUGGCGCACGCGCGCACCGAGUCGCAAGCAUUCGGUUCGUUCGUCGACGCUUGCACUGCCGCGCCAUCGAGCUUGAGCGUGGAUCCUCAGCUGUCGGAAUCGCUCGAUGGUCAAGCUGCUUCAUCGUCGAUCACCACCACCUCAUCCGAACGCACACAGACUGGCUCGGCUGGCUCGGCUUGCCAUGCUCAACACGGUGGUGUCAACGAAGACGACGACGAGUGGACCGAAGCAGAUAUCGUCGCGAGCUUCUCUCCUGUGGACUCGCAUGUUGGGAUAUCCAGUAGUCUUGUCGAACCAACUGGCUCGGCGCGUGCGUCUUCUGCUGCACCGACCGCCGACAGACCGGCAGGUGGACGCAAAGUCAGCGGACGAGGCGCGUCCUCUGAAUGGGCCGACUGGAACACGUUCCUGGCAGCACACACAUUGCCUAUGCAGCCGCCGAGAUCGUGUGACUCGGGCUGCUCGUCUGGUUCGAAACCGUCGAACGCGGCUGGCGUCAACACUUGGAAUGCAGCAGACGACGCUUUCUUUGACGCGUUCGAGGUGGCGACUAACUCGAAUCGUGCGCCGUCGCCGCCGAUCAUCGAUCUGCGUGGUGUCGAGAAGCAGUUGGAGCAGAAAAAGGAGCAACAGAAACAGAAACAGCACCAGAACCAGAACCAGAACCAGAACCAGAACCAGAACCAGAACCAAAUCGAACCGCUCUCGCAUUCGACGGACGACGACUUUUUCUCGCGCUUCCAACGCGCUCCACAGACAGCACUAGGCAGAAGUAGCCCGUUGGUGCUCGAGCCAGAACAGCUGGAAAGCAUUCACCACGCGCGUACGAGCCACAUGGACACGGCAUCAGCACAGCCACAGAACAUCGGCAUCGGCAACAGCAACAGCGGUAGCGGUAGCGGUGCGCACGCUCGCGCGGACACGGGACGAGGCUCGAUUUCUUCAGCGUCGGCUUCAGCGUCGGCUUCAGCGUCGGCGGCGGCGUCGAGCUGGACAGGUAGUUUGAAAAAGACGUGGACGACGUUGCGUGGGAUUCAGAGCGAGAUUGCUAGUCACAUGCCGAGCACGAGCGAUUUCAUUGUUCCGGAGCCAGAGGCCGGGGUGGCAGGUGGCGCGGUGAACACGAAUCAGGGAGGUGGGUUACUGAUUGCAAGUGAUGCUACCGAGAGGGUGCAGGCGCAAGGGACCGAGGGUGGGGAUCGAGCGACUUGGAGAUCGGGAGAGGCGGAGGGGCAGCGGGCGACGGGUGCGCAUGCGUCCGAGCAUGCUCACACGACACGGCACGGCUCGUCGAGAGCAUCGACUGGCGUAUUGUCGGGAGCCCCACUUCGGGCAAGGGAUCUAAUGGCGUCUUGGAGCACAGGCGCACUGGAAAGCAACGCUCGCGGUGCGUCGGCGGCGACGCUGGCGGCGCAGCGCGGAGGGAUGCACUCGAGCAUCAUAUCUGGUGCGCCCGGAUUCGACACGAGCUCGACGCGCCAGUGGAAUACGGGACACUGGACGCUGGAUGAUGAGCGAAAGCGGGUGAUUCCGGUAACGCUAUCCAAGCGUGACCAAGAGACCGAGAUGGUGAUCGAGCAGUUUCACGCGUCGCGCAUCCAAGCGCAGCUUCCGGCGAGAUUGCAACUGGGCAAGCGCUGGGAGUUGCUCUACUCGAUGGAUCAACACGGGAUAUCGUUGCAGACGCUGUAUCAUCGCGUGGCGGUGGGGAUGGAUCCGAGUCGUGCGCGCGAGUCGUCUGGCGACGCACCAGAGGCGUGGAUGAGGGGGGCGACCAGUACGGCACGCCACGCGCUCGGCGUGCGCGUCCCGAAACUCGGCGGGGCGCUCAAUAGCGUCUCAGAUGCCGGCCUCGUCCUUGCCAUCAAAGACGAGCAGGAUAACGUGUUCGGUGCAUUUCUCAACGAGAAGCUUCGUCCUCAACAGCACUACUACGGUUCGGGCGAAUGCUUUCUCUGGAAAACGUCGGUGCACUCGCAUCAAAAACUCGUCCAUGUCUUCAAAUGGACCGCGAAAAACGACUACAUUGUGCUCUCCGAAUCCGACUUCCUCAGUGUAGGCGGCGGCGACGGAAAGUUCGGCCUUUGGAUAGACGCUACCCUCCAAAACGGCAUCUCUGACCCCUGCCCCGCUUUCGACAACCCCAUCCUCUCCUCUACCUCCCCCACCUCCGACAGUACCUCAGACCAUCACUUCUCCUGCUACGGCCUCGAAGUCUGGGCUGUAGGCAUCGACUAA